AUGUCGCCAUCUACUUUUUCAGAAUUAUCUACAGAUCACUUAUCAACAGUUGAAUCUCCAGAAACUUCAGCAACACAAGCAGGGACAGCAGCACCAUCUACAUCACCAGAAUCCACUACAGAUCAGUCAACAACAUCUAAAUCUCCAGAAACUUCGGCAGCACAAAGAGUUGAUCACUUAUCAACAACUGAAUCUCCAGUAACUUCAGCAACACCAUUAGUUACAGCAGCACCAUCUACUUCACCAGAAUCAUCUACAGAUCAGUCAUCCACAUCUGAAUUUACAGACAAUUUAUUGACAUCUGAAUCUCCAGGAACUUUAUCCACACCAUUGUUUGCACCAUCAGCUUUUACUUUUGCAGAAUCUUCUACAGAUCAGUCAACAACAUCUAAAUCUCCAGAAACUUCAGGAGCGCAAACAGUUGGCGAAACACCAUCUACUUUCUCUGAAUUAUCUACAGAUCACUUAUCAACAACUGAAACUCUAGUAACUUCAGCAACAGCAUUAGUUACAAUGUCAUUAUCUACUUCACCAGAAUCAUCUACAGAUCACUCAACAUCUGAAUCUUCAGAAACAUCAACAAAAAUGAUUACACAAUUUCUAUAUACUUCCCCAGAAUCAUCAACAUAUCACUCAACUGAAUUUCCAGAAACUUCAGCAACACAAGAAUUUACAGCAUCACAAUCUACUUCACCAGAAUCAUCUACAGAUCACUCAACAUCUCAAUCUCCAGAAACAUCAACACAAACAAUUUCCGGAUCUCCAAAUACUUCCCCACAAUCGUCAAGAUAUCACUCAUCAACAGCUGUAUCUCCAGAAACUUCAGCACCACAAGCAUUUACAGCAUCACCAUCUACAUCACCUGAAUCACGUACAGAUAACUCAACAUCUGAAUCUCCAAAAACAUCAACACAAACGAUUUCAGGAUCUCCAUAUACUUCCCCACAAUCAUCAACAUAUCACUCAUCAACACCUGAAUCUCCAGAAAUAUCAGCAACACAAGCAUGUACAGCUGCACCAUCUACUUCACCAGAAUCCUCUACAGAUCAAAACUUCAGCAACACAAGCAGUUACAGCAUCACCAUCAACUUCACCAGAAUCAUCUACAGAUCACUCAACAUCUGA
Molecule: messenger RNA, 1125 nt
Organism: Ictalurus furcatus (blue catfish)
Lineage: Eukaryota; Metazoa; Chordata; Actinopteri; Siluriformes; Ictaluridae
Exons: 3
Coding region: 1-1125 (374 amino acids)
Source: RefSeq, a predicted model, not a curated record